Molecule: messenger RNA, 2334 nt
Organism: Numida meleagris (helmeted guineafowl)
Lineage: Eukaryota; Metazoa; Chordata; Aves; Galliformes; Numididae
Gene: HMGB1
Product: high mobility group box 1
Biological process (GO): regulation of transcription by RNA polymerase II
Cellular component (GO): nucleus
Molecular function (GO): DNA binding, bending
Source: RefSeq, a predicted model, not a curated record
AAAAUCCUCAAAAAUGGGCAAAGGUGAUCCUAAGAAGCCGAGAGGUAAAAUGUCUUCAUACGCCUUCUUUGUGCAAACCUGCCGGGAGGAGCACAAGAAGAAACAUCCAGAUGCGUCAGUGAACUUCUCAGAGUUCUCAAAAAAAUGCUCAGAACGAUGGAAGACUAUGUCUUCUAAGGAGAAAGGGAAGUUUGAAGAUAUGGCAAAGGCUGACAAGCUUCGUUACGAAAAAGAAAUGAAAAACUAUGUACCACCUAAGGGGGAAACAAAAAAGAAGUUCAAGGAUCCAAAUGCACCGAAGAGGCCUCCUUCGGCUUUUUUCUUGUUUUGCUCUGAGUUUCGUCCAAAAAUCAAAGGAGAACAUCCUGGUCUGUCCAUCGGGGACGUCGCAAAGAAACUGGGAGAGAUGUGGAACAACACCGCUGCAGAUGAUAAACAGCCUUACGAAAAAAAGGCUGCAAAGCUGAAGGAGAAGUAUGAGAAGGAUAUUGCUGCAUACCGGGCCAAAGGGAAGGUUGAUGCAGGCAAAAAAGUAGUUGCCAAGGCUGAGAAGAGCAAGAAGAAGAAGGAAGAAGAGGAAGAUGAGGACGAAGAUGAAGAGGAUGAAGAGGACGAAGAAGAGGAAGAAGAGGAGGAGGAGGAUGAUGAUGAUGAUGAAUAAGUCUCUUUUAGAGCAAUUUCUUUCUUGUCUGUAAAGCAUUUAACCCCCCUGUACACAACUCACUCCUUUUAAAGAAAAAAAAAUGAAAUGUAAGGCUGUGUAAGAUUUGUUUUUAAACUGUACAGUGUCUCUUUUUUUGUAUAGUUAACACACUACCGAAUGUGUCUUUAGAUAGCCCUGUCCUUAGUGGUAUUUCAAUGGCCACUAACCUUGCCUGGUACAGUGUGGGGGUUGUAAAUUGGCAUGGGAGUUUUAAAGCAGGUUCUUGUUGGUGCACAGCACAAAUUAGUUCUAUUCGGGGAUGUAGUUCAUCUCUCAUCUUCAGUUGUCUCUGAUGCAUCAUAAAAAUAAUUGUCGUUCUGUUAAUUGAAUACCACUCUGUAAUUGCAAAAAGGAAAAAGAAAGUUGCAGCUGUUUUGUUGACAUUCUGAAUGCUUCUAAGUAAAUACAAUUUUUUUUAUUAGUAUUGUUGUCCUUUUCCUAGGUGCCCUUGAAAAUCAUACUUUUUCUUUUCUCUCUCUCUCUUUUUUUUUUUUUUUUUUUUUGAGGGGAACUCAUCUUUUGCUUUAUUGAAUGCCCGUUUGGGAUCACGUGAAUAUUACAGUUUUCAUCUUUCAUAUAUCCAGCUGAUAAACAAAGCUUUGAUCUCCAUACCCUGCAUAUUCAUGAUAGGGUAAGAAAAGAAGUACAUAGGCGUGUGAUGAAAGAGUAUUCUUCCGUAACUGGAAACAAAACAAACCAAUUGAGUCUCAUCAAACCCAUCCUUGUUCAGAAGUUUGUGAAAUGUCAUAUUCUGUCGAGUUGCAUGAAUUUACCGGUCUUGGAGAGUUGAGAAGUAUAGAGUUCAGUUCUACAGAAAUGAAAUACUUCUGGGGGGAGGGAGCGGGUGUUAAAUUCUGUCCUCGGAGGACCCAUAGGAAGAGCGUGUCCGUCCGUGCGGUGUAGAGCCAUUUACAGGUGUGACUCCAUUACCAUGUAAUGGAAGUUGGAUUUGUAAAUCUCCGAGCACUCGUGGGAGACGAACGUACCUAAAAUGUGUAAAGUGAAAAGCAUGAGAUGACCGUAUUAUUUUUUGGUGACAGGUCUGGCGAUGGCCGCGGGCUUUAUACCAUGAAACUCUCCUGGUAGCAAACGGCCCACGAGAAAUGAUUUUUCUUUCUAAGAUUUCUAUGAAUGGUACCAUUAUUAUUUGUUAAAUCUAUGUAAAUUCAUAUUUGUAUUCUUGAAAUUCUAGUUUUAGCCCUUUAAACAAAGUUGUAUAUUGUCUCAAAUUGAAAAUGAGAUAAGAUGUAUUUUUCCUGUUAGGUUUUAUACCGCACUCUUGAUGUUUGCCCAUUUUUAAGUUAAAUAUAGCUGUAUGGAAAAGUACAUUUUAUUAAAUUUUGCAUUAAAAAGUGAAAUGUUUAUGGUAUACCAACAACGUCUAAUUUGGUCAAAUGCAGUUCUCUUCCAAAACCAAAGCCUGAGGGUUGGUUGUGUUUUUUUUUUUUUUUUUUUUUUUUUUUUUUUUGACUUAUAUUUAGUAAAACUUCAAGUGCUGGCAACUGUAACUAUUUUCACAUGUACCUGCUUUCCAGUUUGGGGGACAAUUUGGCGACUUUGUGGUAACAAAACUAUGGUUCUCUUUAAGUGCCAGUGUUUAAAAGGAGCAAAAAAAAAAAAAAAAAAAAAAA